AUGGAGAUUCUGGACCCGGAGAGUGCUGCGGAGCAAGGAAGGUCGAGGCGGGAUCGAAUGGGCAGUCGCUUCUCCAAACGCUUUCACCGCAUCACCCAUACCCUCUCCAACUUCCAACUCCCCCGCUUUCAACUCCCGCGGAUACCCUGGCCGUCGUGGCGCCCCGACUUCAGCGUCGUGACCGACCACCUGCCCACCCUGUCGGAUGAAUACAAGCCCGGCUGGGCCAUUAUAGCGCGUCUGGUCGGAUUGGUGGUCAUCAUCUCACUCGUCUACGUCUUGAUUGUGAGUGAGGUGGUGCCCAUGGGCGGUGGAUUUGGCACCCCCUUCAAUCCCGAGUGGGUGCGCCAGUAUGGGCUGCAGAGUGUGCAGGGCUCGCUGAUUGAGAAGAAUCUCGAGUACAUCACCAGUUAUGACCAUAUGGGGGGAACAGAGGGCAGCUAUGUGUUGGGGCAGUGGAUAGAGGGCAAGUUCAAGGAUGCGCAUAUGGAUACGUAUACGCAUGAUGAAUAUCAUGUCUACAUGAAUUUUCCCAAACAGGGCGGCCGGAGAGUGGCCAUUGUAGAACCACAGAACAUGGUUUGGGAGGCCAAGUUGGAGGAACCUUCCGUUUUCAACCCACCAAAAGCUCAGACACCUGCGUUUCAUGGACUUUCGGCUUCAGGCAACGUCACGGGACCGUUGAUAUACGUAAACUACUGCGAUAGCAACGAUUUCAAGACGUUGUCGGAUAAGGGUAUUGCUGUAGCAGGCGCCAUUGCCCUAUGUCGGUCCUAUGGAACAUUACCAGAUCUGGGCAUGAAGAUCAAGGCGGCUCAAGAUGCCAAAGUUGCAGGUGUGCUCGUCCUGGCCCGAUGGCAAAUGGAGACCCGGCGAGAGUGUACAGCGUGGCUCGGCAGCGCGGACAAACAUGAUCAUGGGUGA
Messenger RNA from Plenodomus lingam JN3, 924 nucleotides. The record is from RefSeq and is a predicted model, not a curated record. Lineage: Eukaryota; Fungi; Ascomycota; Dothideomycetes; Pleosporales; Leptosphaeriaceae.